AUGACCAAGAAUCACCCUUCCCUCCGCAAGGCGGCUUCCAAUACUGACCUCUACUCCGACCCGUCACCGCCCCGCCCCCUGCGACACUCGUACUCGACAACCCUGGGUCGCGCCCACACAACGGCGAAUCUGGCACAUCGUCCGCGAUUGGACAGAGUUGUAGAGAGAGGAUGGAGUAAUCGACAAGGCGCGUUUAAUCCGCGUAGCCGCCAUAGCAUCGGUGCAUCCAAUCUCAUCGACCUCGACGACUACCCAGAGCCAUCGAGGCAGCAGAACCCACCGCCAGUGCCACCCAAGAUUCCAGAGCUACCUGCUUCUCAAUCUACUGCGGAACUGCCUAGACCGACUCCUUCUCAUGGUUGGAUUCCCGUGUCGGCGCGCUCCAAGGAGGAUCCCGCUCGUUAUACAAAGCCCUUUACCGAUUACAUGACGAACAACCCUACCAUCUUCCAUGCUGUUGAUGCUGUUGCGCAGGAUCUCGCCAAGGAUGGAUACAAGAAGCUGUCUGAGCGGGAUGCAUGGGAUCUCAAGGCUGGUGGCAAGUACUACGUGGAACGUAACGGUACAUCGCUCAUUGCCUUCGCCAUCGGCGAUAAUUAUAGAUCUGGCAACGGAGCAGCAAUCGUCGCUGGACACAUUGACGCGCUUACAGCCAAAUUGAAGCCCAUCCCCAAACUGCGUACAAAGGCAGGCUAUGUACAACUCGGUGUGGCGCCUUACGCCGGUGCCUUGAACAGCACCUGGUGGGACCGCGACUUGGGUAUUGGUGGAAGAGUGCUUGUCAAGGAGAACGGAAAGAUUGUAACCAAGCUCGUCAGACUGGACUGGCCGAUUGCGAGGAUCCCUACACUGGCGCCGCAUUUCGGUGCUGCGGCUAGCGGCCCGUUUAACAAGGAGACGCAGAUGGUACCGAUUGUCGGUCUUGACAAUAGCGAUAUGAGCAGUACCUCGACAGACGGCGAAGGCUGGAAAGCCAGUGUACUAGGUGGCGAAGGCGCUUUCACUGCAACCCAGCCCGAGAGACUCGUCAAAGCCAUCUCCAAGGAACUAGGCAUAACAGACUACUCCACAAUCGUAAACUGGGAGCUAGAACUCUACGACACCCAACCCGCCUGCACCGGCGGCCUCGACCACGAAUUCAUCUUCGCCGGCCGCAUCGACGACAAACUCUGUUCCUGGGCCGCCAUCCAAGCCCUCCUCAACUCCACGCCCUCCCUCGCCACCUCCUCCCAAGUCCGCAUCGUCGCCCUCUUCGACGACGAAGAAGUCGGUUCGCUCCUCCGACAAGGCGCUCACGGAAACUUCCUUCCAAGCACCAUGCAGCGCAUCGCCGAGCACUUUGCGCCCGCGGGUAGAAGCCAGGCCGCGCUUAGUCGCACGUAUGCAAACUCCUUCCUCGUCUCCAGCGAUGUCAUUCACGCCGUGAAUCCAAAUUUCCUGGGCGCAUACCUGGAAAACCAUGCGCCGAGGCUUAAUGUUGGACCGGCUGUGAGCGCGGAUUCUAAUGCACAUAUGACGACUGAUGCUGUUUCUACGGCCAUCCUGCAACGCUGCGUAGACCGCGAUGUUGGUGCCAGAUCGACGGAUCCUAAGUUACAGGUCUUCCAGAUUAGGAAUGAUAGUCGUAGUGGAGGUACGGUCGGACCCAUGUUGAGUGCGGCGACGGGUAUAAGGGCGAUUGAUUGUGGGAUUCCGCAGUUGAGUAUGCAUUCUAUCCGGGCGACGACGGGCAGUUUGGAUCCAGGGCUGGGUGUUUUUACGUUCCAGAGCUUCUUGGAGAAUUUUGAGGCCGUGGAUGCGGAGUUCAGGGAAUAGUGUUGUGAGAGCAGUAUGGGUUUGGUUGUAGAAUAUAUGAGUGCUUUUGGUGUCUGAA
Pyrenophora tritici-repentis Pt-1C-BFP is the source of this 1873-nucleotide messenger RNA. Its product is annotated as LAP4, Aspartyl aminopeptidase. NCBI's taxonomy places the organism in Eukaryota, Fungi, Ascomycota, Dothideomycetes, Pleosporales, Pleosporaceae. Gene Ontology annotation, molecular function: metalloaminopeptidase activity; zinc ion binding. The record is from RefSeq and is a predicted model, not a curated record. Gene Ontology annotation, biological process: proteolysis. Gene Ontology annotation, cellular component: fungal-type vacuole.